Messenger RNA from Priapulus caudatus, 1496 nucleotides. Its product is annotated as UDP-glucuronic acid decarboxylase 1-like. The transcript is spliced from 10 exons. Gene Ontology annotation, molecular function: NAD+ binding; UDP-glucuronate decarboxylase activity. Gene Ontology annotation, cellular component: cytoplasm. Gene Ontology annotation, biological process: D-xylose metabolic process. The record is from RefSeq and is a predicted model, not a curated record. NCBI's taxonomy places the organism in Eukaryota, Metazoa, Priapulida, Priapulimorpha, Priapulimorphida, Priapulidae. Bases 201 to 1496 code for a protein of 431 amino acids.
CCGAAGAAUAACAGAAGAAUCAACCUAAACCGGAGAGUGAGAAUAAUACUAAACGCGGACGUAAACCAGUUUAGACCCUUAUCGUAGCGAUCUAUGUGCGAUUUUCUCACACUCAUGUCGAUUUAAGUGUUCCGGUUGCGGUUACGCAAUGCCUUCGAUUUUUGGAUUGUCGCAUACGGACCUACGCUUCUGAUUUCGUUAUGUCAAGAAACAAUUUUGUGUGCUCCAAAAAGAUUAAAAUGCUCGCAUUUAUAGUAACAGUUUUCGUUGUAGGAAGCUAUGUGUAUGGACAUGCAUUUAAAGGUGAUAUAGUACCAGGAAACAGAGCUGACAUGCAGCAGCAGCAGUCACCGUUGGUGCACCCAGCCUCACAGGAAAGUAGUCGGACGCAUAACAAAUUUGUACCGUCUGACUUUGGUGCCCAGCAGUGUGAAAAGAAGAUGAAGGACCUUGAAGAAAGGCUAUCGAAUAUAGAACAAGAAAGAAAAACGUACCCAGAAACAAAGUAUUUAACAUACAAGGACAAGAAACGAAUUUUGGUAACAGGCGGUGCAGGCUUCGUUGGCUCCCAUCUAGUAGAUGCCCUGAUGAUGCGUGGCCAUGAAGUGACAGUCGUUGACAAUUUCUUCACGGGACGAAAGCGUAACAUAGUACACUGGAUAGGACAUGAAAACUUUGAACUGCUACACCACGACAUUGUGAACCCAUUGUAUAUAGAAGUUGAUGAGAUCUAUCACCUUGCGUCACCCGCUUCGCCGCCACACUACAUGUUCAAUCCUGUGAAAACGCUGAAGACAAACACCCUCGGCACAAUAAACAUCCUAGGACUGGCUAAGCGUGUGAGAGCACGUGUUCUGUUUGCCUCGACUUCGGAGGUGUACGGUGACCCUGAGGAGCAUCCUCAGUCAGAGGACUACUGGGGUCAUGUGAACCCAAUAGGACCACGUGCUUGCUACGAUGAGGGAAAGCGUGUUGCGGAGACGCUGUGCUACUCCUAUAUGAAGCAGGACAACAUUGACGUGAGAGUAGCACGUAUAUUUAACACCUAUGGUCCCCGCAUGCACAUGAACGAUGGACGAGUUGUCAGUAACUUCAUACUACAGUCACUUCAGAAUGAGGCAUUAACGAUAUAUGGCUCAGGGGAGCAGACGAGGUCCUUCCAGUAUGUUUCGGACCUGGUCGAUGGUCUAAUGGCACUAAUGAGGAGUAACUACACACUGCCAGUGAACCUUGGCAACCCAGAGGAACACACCAUCAACGAAUUUGCACACAUAAUCAAGAAGAUUAUCGGUCAGUGUUCAAUCACAAAUCACAGUGCAGUUUGGUCUGGUUAUGUCGUGCCAAUGUUGGAUGGGCUAAACUGGACGAUAGCUUAUUUUAGAGAUGAAUUGCAACACGCCAAGCGUAAGGAGAAUUUCCACGUGUGGGAGCCAAGAUCAGCGAGCAACUACAAGAUGCAUGGACAGCAGAAUCAGCAGUGGCUCCCACACUUAUAA